AUGUUUAACCCUGAGAUAAACUUCCACCCUACCUUCACCACGCCCUCCCGCCCCCUCACCUGGCUCAUAACAGGCUGCUCCUCAGGCCUCGGCCUCGCCCUCGCCCGCCAGGUCCAAGCAUCCGGCCACACCGUCAUAGCCACCUCGCGCAACCCUUCCCGCACGCCCGAGCUCGUGGAGGAGAUCACCAAGGGCGCCUCGGCAGGCAGCCCAGGCAGGUGGAUCACCCUCGACGUCGACGACCCGCACGCGGGCAAGGUCAUCGCGGACCUCGAGGCCGAGGGCGUGGCGAUCGAUGUGCUGUGCAACAACGCCGGGUAUUCCAUCCACCACACGGUGGAGCAGUUCACAGAGGAUGAAAUCCGUGCGCAGUUCGAGACGGUGUUUUUUGGGCCGUACAGGCUUAUGCGAGCCGUCUUGCCGGGUAUGAGGAGGCGGCGCUUUGGGGUGGUGGUGAAUAUGAGUACUGGCGCCAGUCUCGAAGGGCGAGAUAGCAUGGGCAUAUAUGCUGCUUCUAAAGCCGCGAUGGAUGGCCUCACUAAAGUCCUGGCCAAGGAAGUUGCGGCAUUCAACAUACGUACACACACAAUUCUGCUGGGUGCAUUUCGCACAGAUAUGGGGAACAGGGCGCGUGUGGGCAGUGCAACAUUGGCAGAGGAUUACAAGGGUAGCCUGGUGGACCAGACUCUCCAGUUCAUGACCACCGGGAAGUUCGUCGGUGACGGGGAUCCCAAGAAGGCAGCCCGGGCGAUCUAUCAGCUGGUUGCGGGCGAAGGCUUGGGUGCCGGUAAGGAAGCUGAGCUGCUUAUGCCUCUCGGCCGAGACAUGGAGGCAAGAGUUCAGUUGUGUCGGAAUCGUCUGGACCAUUGCUGGGAGGUAUUUGGUGAUAUUGCGAUGAAUGUGCGUGCUGAUUCGUGA
This is a messenger RNA of Cryphonectria parasitica EP155, 918 nucleotides long. Its product is annotated as NAD(P)-binding protein. The coding region runs from base 1 to 918 and encodes 305 amino acids. Lineage: Eukaryota; Fungi; Ascomycota; Sordariomycetes; Diaporthales; Cryphonectriaceae. The transcript is spliced from 2 exons. The record is from RefSeq and is a predicted model, not a curated record.